CCUCUGGACGGCGGUGGGCCGGUCGGUCGAGACGCCCCUCACAUCGCCAGGCGCCGCCGGCACCAGAUCACCUACCUCCCACGGGCGCUGUCAGUCCGUCCGGAUCGCAUCGGUCUGACAUUGUCCUCACGAACACUCAACUAUUGGCGGGUGUCGCCAUCUCCGAGGCUAAAAAUGGCAAAUAUCAGUGUUGUGGAUAUCUCAAAGAUUGGUCUGGACGCUGGCGAUCCGUCCGCGGAGGACCUGCUGAGUGUCGGGCGGGACAUCGUUACCGCCUUCCGGGGCAGCGGGUUCGCCUACCUCCAGGGUCACGGGGUCAGCCAGCAGCUGCAGGACAAGACGUUCGCCGACGCCAAGGGCUUCUUCCAGCUGAGCGAGCAGGAGAAGCUGCAGUACGAACGCUUCGUGAAGACGGGCUUCAACGGCUACACGCCAAUCGGAGGCGAGAACAACGCCUACGCCAAUGAGGAUGGGGCCUACCUGAUUGACUACAAAGAGUGCUACGACCUUCACGUUAAAGGGGAGGACUACCCGUCGGCGGUGUGUCCGGCUCUGGGGCCUCAGCUGGAGCUGUUUGGCUCGCACUGCUGCCGGCUGACGGAGCGGCUGCUGGCCGCGCUGGACGCCGCGCUGGGCAGCGGCCAGCUGCUGACCAGCUGCCACCGGCGCCAGCUGCAGCCGGGCGGCUGCUCCGAGAUGCGCGUGCUCUACUACCCGCCGGUGCCGGACGGCCUGCCCGAGGGCACCGUCCGCUGCGGCGAGCACACCGACUACGGCACGUUCACGCUGCUCUUCCAGGACGACAUCGGAGGCCUGGAGCUGCUGACGCCCGACCAGAAGUGGGAGCCGGCCGCGCCGGUGCCGGGCACCAUCCUGGUCAACAUCGGCGACAUGAUGGAGCUGUGGACGGCCGGCCAGCUGCGCGCCACCAAACACCGCGUGUCCGUGCCGGCCGGAGAGCGGCGCCGCGCCGCCGCCCGACAGUCGGUAGUGUUCUUCGUGGUGCCCGACGACAAGACGAUAGUGGCGCCACUCAGCGGCGACCCCAGCUACCAGCCGGUGGACGCCGGCGCCUUCCUCCGCAAACAGUUCGCCGCCACCUAUCCCAAGUUCUCCGAGAUGCGGGUCAAGUAAACUGGGGGAGAGGACUGGUUUCAUACGCUGAUGGUAGCGUAAAAGUUAACGUUUUACAUCCGUAUUUUUAGACGAUUUGCUGCUGGACUCCCCUGCCCGCGCCAUAUUCUGAAAUGAUGCUGGCUGUUCUGAAAUAAGAUGACAGUUGUUCUUGUACCGCUAUUGGUAUUGUCUACAUAGAGCUCAAAUGCAAUGCGUAUCUUUCGGUAAACGUUAUCGGUUCUUUUUGCCUCAGCCUACGUGCCUUUGCCAGUGUAUGCAAACGGCUUGUGCAUAACCAAUGACCAUGCAUUGAUAAGGACAAAUAUGCAAUAAGCGCAGCUCCAGUUGAAGGUCUAUGUUGUUGUAAACAUCACCCAAUGCAAUGUUUUCACAAUCAACCAAAUAAAGCAAUUUCAGCGUGAGGUAA
This is a messenger RNA of Amphibalanus amphitrite, 1543 nucleotides long. Its product is annotated as UPF0676 protein C1494.01-like. The transcript has 4 exons. Gene Ontology annotation, molecular function: dioxygenase activity. The coding region runs from base 175 to 1134 and encodes 319 amino acids. NCBI's taxonomy places the organism in Eukaryota, Metazoa, Arthropoda, Thecostraca, Balanomorpha, Balanidae. The record is from RefSeq and is a predicted model, not a curated record.